This is a messenger RNA of Neopsephotus bourkii (Bourke's parrot), 1862 nucleotides long. It is a transcript of the gene PRELP, whose product is annotated as proline and arginine rich end leucine rich repeat protein. Gene Ontology annotation, cellular component: extracellular exosome. Gene Ontology annotation, molecular function: heparin binding; protein binding. The coding region runs from base 320 to 1435 and encodes 371 amino acids. NCBI's taxonomy places the organism in Eukaryota, Metazoa, Chordata, Aves, Psittaciformes, Psittacidae. The transcript is spliced from 3 exons. The record is from RefSeq and is a predicted model, not a curated record.
AACACGGCCUGGAGCAGCCUCCGCAGCAGAAGGGGCUGUUGAGCCGCAGCCCGGCCGCGGGUGUGCGCGGCGCCUGGUGCCAGAGAAAGACGCGUUUGUUGUCGUCGGGCCCCGGCCCCGGCCCUCCUCCGGCUCCCGCCUCCCACCCACCCAUCCCGGCAACAAAACCCGCGGCCGACCCGGGACCGCUCGUGGCGGAGCCGCGGAGGCGAGAGGAGGAGGAGGAGGAGGAGGAGGGAGACGGACAGAGAGGAGCUUGUCUUGGGGAUUAAUAGGAGGCAGGAGGAGGGAGAGGUGCACACAGGGAAACAUCUGGACCAUGAAGGUGGCCUUCAGAUUGCUUCUCCCACUCGUUCUUGUGCUGGUCUCGGAGGUGAGCGGGCAGCGGAGGAAACCCCCCCGGAAACCCACCCGCCCGCCCCCCGAGUUUGUGGAGCCCGUGGAGCCCACCGAGCUGCCCCCACCGCUGCCCCCGGGGCCCCCUUCCAUCUUCCCUGACUGCCCCCGGGAAUGCUACUGCCCCCCGGACUUCCCCUCUGCCCUGUACUGCGACAGCCGCAACCUGCGCAAGGUCCCCAUCAUCCCGCCCCGCAUCCAUUACCUCUACCUCCAGAACAACUUCAUCGACGACCUCCCGGAGGAGUCCUUCAGGAAUGCCACGGGGCUGAAAUGGGUCAACCUGGACAACAAUCGCAUCCGGAAGGUGGACAGGCGGGUGCUGGAGAAGCUGGAAAACCUCAUCUUCCUCUACAUGGAGAAGAACCAGCUCAAGGAGGUGCCUGCUUUCCUGCCGCCCAACCUGGAGCAGCUGCGUCUGAGCAGGAACCAGAUCUCCAAGAUCCCUGCUGGGGUCUUCAACAAGCUGGAGAACCUGGUGCUCUUGGAUCUGCACCACAACAAACUAAGCGAUGGGGUCUUCAACAAGAACACCUUCAAAGGACUCAAGAACCUCAUGCAACUCAACCUUGCCCACAACAUCCUGAGGAAAAUGCCUCCCGGGGUUCCCAAUGCCAUCCACCAGCUCUUCCUGGACAGGAACAACAUCGAGGACAUCCCCAGUGACUACUUCAAGGAGUUCCCCAACCUGGCAUUCAUCCGGCUCAACUACAACCAGAUCUCUGACAAGGGGCUCCCCAAGAACUCCUUCAACCUCACCAACCUGCUGGUGUUGCACUUGGCCCACAACAAGCUCACCAACGUCCCUUUCAUCAGCCCCAAGCUGGAGCACCUCUACCUGAACAACAACUCCAUCGACAAAAUCAACGGGACGCAGAUCUGCCCCACCUCGCUGAUGUCCAUCCAGGACUUCUCCCCCUCCGACCUGGACAGCGUGCCCCGGCUCCGGUACCUGCGGCUGGACGGGAACCUCCUGAAGCCGCCCAUCCCCUUGGACCUGAUGAUGUGCUUCCGCCUCCUGCAGUCCGUGGUGUUCUAGCCCUGCCCGGCAGCACGGCUCUCCCAGGACUUGGCUUUGCACAGAGACUGAACCCACGUCCAUGUCUGAGACGUGGGACCCUCUUUCCCUCCCUCUCCUGCUCACAUCCCUCCUCCAUCCCUCCUCCCUUCCUCUCUUUCCCCACUGCAGUGCACGCGUGGCUUGUGCAUCCUUGGGGACCACAGUGUGAGGGAUGGCACCGUGUCAAGCAGCCACCCCAGGUCACAGCAUCAGUCUGGGGUGGCUGCCACGCUCACCCCAGCUCCCUGCUUGUGGUCUCUGCCUUCUCUGCCCUCACCCAGGCCAGCCCUGGGGCUGCCUCUGUCUCUCCCCUUCCACCCAGCAGAGUUUUAGGAGAUUGCAUUAGGUCCAAGCCAAAAGCAUCUUUGGAUAGAGCUCAUGGGGAAGCCCAGGGGCCACCUCGCUG